AUGUAUGUGGGUGAGAGGAUCCUCCGUGCCAGUGUAAAAGGCGAUGCGGAGUGGCUGGAUGUCCUUCUAGUGGUGGUAAUUAAGGAUGCGUUCGGUGAAGGGCCCAGGUCGUGGCUUUGCCCAGAGGGGCUAGUGAUUGCGGUGUUGCUCAUUCUCCAGACGCCGAACCUUCUCGAAGAAAAGCCUUAUGGCCAAGUUGGCAUGAGGGAGGGGCUCGGGUGCUGA
This is a messenger RNA of Prunus armeniaca (apricot), 225 nucleotides long. NCBI's taxonomy places the organism in Eukaryota, Viridiplantae, Streptophyta, Magnoliopsida, Rosales, Rosaceae. The record is from the annotation of a GenBank genome assembly.